UCCUCAUGGCGCUCGGGCUCGCCGGGUUUGUGCUCUGUUUGAGCGGACUGAACCUCAUCCUCGCCGCGGAUCAUCCGUCCUAUGUGGCGGCGGUGUAUGAGCACCGAGUGCGGCUGAACCCGAACCCCAGAGUCCCGCUGGACCGGAGACCCGCCCUGGAGCACAUGAAGCAGAACCUGCGUGUGUUUGAAGAGCAGACAGUGCUGGCAGCACAGCAGGGUGCCCAGAUCAUUGUGUUUCCAGAAGACGCCAUCCAUGGGUUCAACUUCACCAGAGCUUCUAUCGCUGGUUAUCUAGAGACCGUUCCCGACCCUCAAGAGGUCACAUGGAGUCCAUGUGCUGAUCCACACAGAUUUCCAGACACUGAGGUCCUCCAAAGCCUCAGCUGUAUGGCUCAUAAGAACCGUCUCUUCGUGGUGGCCAACAUGCCGUCCCGUCAGAGCUGUAACCGAACCGCCGACCCUCGCUGUCCUGCGGACGGCCAGUACCAGUUCAACACAAACGUGGUGUUCAGUGACCAGGGCGUCAUCGUGGCCCGAUAUCACAAACAGAACUUGUACUUUGAGGCGGCAUUUGACGCUCCACCAGAGUGCGAGUACGUCACUUUCACCACACCGUUUGCAGGCUUAUUCGGGGUGUUUACGUGCUUCGACAUUCUGUUCCGUGACCCGGCGUUGACUCUAGUAAAGGACAUGGGCGUCCGGCAGAUCGUGUAUCCCACCGCGUGGAUGAACCAGCUCCCCCUGCUGGCCGCCGUACAGUUUCAGCGCUCGUUCUCGCACGCGACGGGCGUCACGCUGCUGGCCGCCAACAUCCGAGCCGCUCAGUACGGCAUAACCGGCAGCGGCAUCUUCACGCCAUGGGAUUCGCUCAUUCAUCACGAUAUGAAGGGGGAUUCUGGGAAAUUGCUGGUGCGUAGAGUGCCAGUUUUGGAUCCAGCUUUUAUUGGGGAUGCAGCAUGGCCUACACUGAUGCCAUUUUCUGGGUAUCCAAAAGAGAAACUGAGGGCAGAAGAACCAGAAAAGAUGCAUUUUUGGCCUACAAGUAGCUUUGACCCAGAUGAUAGUGUAAAAUACUGCCAAACGGACUCUAAAUGUGCACAAGAACCUACAUCUACAACCUUUACCUCCAUCAUGAUGUAUGAUAAUUUCACUUUGGUCCCUUUGCGAGGCAGUAAAGGGAACAUUAGCAUUUGUAGUGGCUCUGUCUGCUGCCACCUGCUGUUCCGGAGGUCCGACACGCAUGAGUUUUACGCUCUGGGCGUCUUCAACGGCCUCCAUGCGGUGCACGGGACGUAUUACCUGGAGGUUUGCGCUCUGGUGAAGUGCACAGGUGAACAUCACAGCAGCUGCGGAGAAGAAACCGAACACGCUCGUACACCGGUGGACUUCAGGCUGACGGGGACCUUUACGACUCGACAUGUGUUCCCUGGAAUUCUGGGUAAUGGGAUGGCUCUGGAUAUUCCGGAUCAUUCUGGUUGGGAGAGAGGAAACCGCUUUUACAUGAGCCGGACGGGAAUGAGCGCUGGACUCGUAACGGCUGUGCUGUAUGGGAGACACUAUGAGAAGGACAAUGAUUAAAACUUUCAUAGGACACUAAUUAUAGUACACUACAAAUAACAUGAAUUAGAUCAUUUCAUCUUAUUGAACUGCAUUUCUUCACCCAAAAAUGGAAAAUUCUGUCAUAACUUUUUAAUAAAACCUCAUUCCAAGCCUAUAUGUUUUUUUCCCUGUCAAACACUGUUUUUAAGAAUAUUUAUGCUCUUGUAUCACCUUAUUUUGCUACGUGGAAGUACGUUAUAUUCUGUGAAUGUGCGAGACUUGUGAUUCAUUAGCCGCUAUAGGUGAAUAACUAAAAUAACAACGUGCAGUAAAUGGAAA
Messenger RNA from Rhinichthys klamathensis goyatoka, 1880 nucleotides. RefSeq names its product biotinidase (gene btd). The coding region runs from base 6 to 1580 and encodes 524 amino acids. The record is from RefSeq and is a predicted model, not a curated record. Gene Ontology annotation, molecular function: hydrolase activity, acting on carbon-nitrogen (but not peptide) bonds, in linear amides. The transcript has 3 exons. NCBI's taxonomy places the organism in Eukaryota, Metazoa, Chordata, Actinopteri, Cypriniformes, Leuciscidae.